AUGAUUGCCUUGAGAAUCUUCGCUUUUUUGGCACUCGCCUAUUCCGUACAAGGUGGGGCUGAUUUGGAAUUGGUCUAUAAACUCUUGGACUGUUGUAAGAGAGCAAUCCUUGAUGGAGUACCAACAGUUCCAGUACCUUCACACAAUCCACUGUUGAUACCACACAACGUGAGCUUCAAUGGAGCAACAUUUGGAGCAGACUUCAAUGCAACUCUUGCCAACAUCGUAUGGUAUGGAAUUCCAGAUUGGGAACUCAAAGUAGGUAAACAAUUGAGUGAAGACACUGAUGCACACGCAGUCUUCGACUUCGAUAUCUACUGGAAAUCAUUCAAUAUGUCAAUGGAUUACAGUCUCCAAUACCAUGUUGGUUUCGUCGAACAGAAUAGCCAUGGUCAAAUCAUCCUGAACUGGACCCAUACUGAUUGGGUUGGAACAAUCAAUUUCACUAAACCAGGAUUUGGCCUGAAAGAAGAAGUCAGCAGUUUGGACCUCACAUGGACUGUUAAGGAUAUCGAUACUCAUGUCACUGGUUUGGGGCUUUUGGAUGCUGGUGCAGGUGCACUUAUUUCAACUACUCUCACUAACUACUUGAACCAUGUUCUUGGAACUGGCCUAUCACCACUGCUCAUCGGCAGACUCAACGACUUCUGGCUGGCCAACAGCACUAGAGUCCCAAUCCUAUUCGAUUGGUGUGACAGCAACCAAUGA
Molecule: messenger RNA, 708 nt
Organism: Phaedon cochleariae (mustard beetle)
Lineage: Eukaryota; Metazoa; Arthropoda; Insecta; Coleoptera; Chrysomelidae
Source: the annotation of a GenBank genome assembly